Messenger RNA from Podospora pseudocomata, 627 nucleotides. RefSeq lists its product as uncharacterized. Bases 1 to 627 code for a protein of 208 amino acids. The record is from RefSeq and is a predicted model, not a curated record. The transcript has a single exon. Gene Ontology annotation, molecular function: carbon-nitrogen ligase activity, with glutamine as amido-N-donor. NCBI's taxonomy places the organism in Eukaryota, Fungi, Ascomycota, Sordariomycetes, Sordariales, Podosporaceae. Gene Ontology annotation, cellular component: mitochondrion.
AUGGCCACCAGACUCCCUUCCUCCCUGCUUCGCAGCGCCGUCUGCCGGCCCAGCCCGAGCCUCAGGCAAUCACCAACAUGGCUCAGCUCCGCCAGCUUGCGCGCCUCAUAUUCCACCGAGGCGCCUCCAUCACCACUCUACGCCAAAAUUAGAGAGGAUCUGAAGGGAGCCAUGAGAGCCAAGGACACCAACCGCCUGACUGUUUUGCGUGCUGUCAUGGCUGCCACCUUGAACGCCAGCAAGACCGACAAGCCCAUCAAGACCGACGUCCAGCUCGUCGAUCUCCUCCGCAAGAUGGCCCGCAAGUCCCAGGAUGCUGUCGCUGAGUUCAAGGCUGCGGGGAGAGAAGACUUGAUUGAGAAGGAGGAGAUCCAGCAAAAUAUCAUUGAGGAGUACACCGCCCAGAGCAGCGUCAAGGAAGUCGGCAAGGAGGAAAUCGAGCAGCUUAUCACCAAGGUGGCUCAGGAACUCAUUGCGGCGGGUACUACCGAUGCGAAGGCCCUGAGAGGUGCUGUCACGGCAAGGGUGAUGGGUAAGGAGCUCAAGGAUGCGGCUGUUGCUGUCGAGAAGAAGGAAAUUACCCAGAUGAUUGGUGAGGUCUCGCAGAAGCUGGCUGAGUCGUCAUAG